AUGGAUAAAAUGACUUGUUAUGAAUCAAAUAUGAGUGCAUUAUCAUUAUUAUAUAGUUGUGAUGAUCAAUCAUCUAAUGAUGACAAUAAUGAUCGAAUAUCUGGUGAUGAUGAUGACGGUUACAAUCAACAAGAACAGCGAUCACUAGGUGAUGAUGCCGAUAUCGAUACAUCGUUUAAUUCUCAACAUAGUGUAAAUGAAAUGAAAGUAAAAGCUGUUGCAAGUGUCUACGAUGAAUUAAAUAUUAUAAGACAAAAAUUACAUGCAGAAAAUGAACGAUUGAAAAAGAAAGCAUUUGAAUUAGACGAAUGGGAAAAACGCGUAAAACUUUGUAUUAAAACAGAAAUUGAUAAACGUUUAUUAGUACAAAAAGAAAAAUAUGAGAAUGAACUGAUUCAAUAUAAAGAACAAUUAACAAAAUUGAUAAAAGAUAACAAACGUUUAAAUGAUACAUUGCAAGUAUUACGUGAAAGUAAUGAACAACUUAAAAAAAAAUUGUAUGAAACAGAAGAGAUUAAUGAAAAAUUAAAAAUACAAAUUAAACAGACAGAAAAAAGAUCAGAAAAUUUAUUAAGAUUAAAUGAUAUAAAUGAACAAAAAGUAAAAGAUUUGGAAAAAGUAUCACUUAACAGUUAUAAUGAAAAAUUAUUGACAAUAAAAAAAUCACAAAAUUUAAACGAAUGUUCGAAAUCUACUGAUACAAAUCAAUCGUGCUGCAGAAAUACAUCGAUUGGAGAAUUUUGUUUAGAGCAUAAUACAUCAUCAAAACAAAUAUCUCCUAUUAACAAUGCUUCAUCAUCAAAAACAUCAUCAAUUGCCUCUGUUGAUUGUUUAAAUUUUUUAUUUAAUUGGUUAUGUGAAAUAACUCAAUUGGCCAUGUCAAAUGAAUGGCCUCUCACAUCAUCUUCAAAUGAAUUAAUUCCAUCUAAUAUAGAAAAAUAUUCAAAACUUUUAUCACUUCUAGCUGAUCAAUCAAAUUAUUAUAUAAAUAAUUCUAAAUUAACAUUAACUUAUUUAAAAUUAACUUACUUAUCAUUAAUUUAUGUUGAAUGUCCAACAAAUACAACUACAAGACAUUUAUAUUCUUGUUCUUAUAGACGAAUAUGUGAACAAAUAUUAAAACCAAAUCAAUUAAAACAUUCAAAAAUAACAGCAACAGAUAAUGAUCAGGGUCAUUCUAAAUCCCCUUGUUUAUUUAAUGAUAAUGAACCGUUAAUUCGUCUCUAUUCUUGUUUAAUUGUUUUAUUAACGUGUAAUAAAAUAAUUGAUUUAAUAUCGUGUUAUAAUCAAAUUCGUUCAGAUAUGAAUGAUGUAUGGUAUAUUGAUUUAUUUGUAUCGAAUCAUGGUCAUAUAGCUCUCUAUAGAUGGUUAAAACCUCCCUCACACCAUCGACGACUUAUAUUUGAUACAAUUGAUUUAUUAUUAUUAUUAUGUACAGAUACAAAAUCAUUAAAAAUAUUUUUAAAACAAUUGAGUAAUGAUACAUGGUUUCAUCUUUUUUCUCAAUUAGCUCAACAAUGUCAAAAUAGUCAUGGAACAACUGCUACAUCUUUUGAUUUAAAAACAAUUGAAAAAUUAGCAAUUUUAUUUGAAAAAUUAUCCGAAUUAGAUGAUAAUAAACGUUAUUUUUUAAAAUAUAAUUUUAUUUAUAUAUUCAAAGAAUGGAAACAAAAAUAUAUUAAUGAUAGUCCAUUUUUAGUAUUAAAUUUAAAAUCAACACUAUUAAAUCUUGAACAAGGAGAUAAAUAA
Molecule: messenger RNA, 1749 nt
Organism: Didymodactylos carnosus
Lineage: Eukaryota; Metazoa; Rotifera; Eurotatoria; Philodinida; Philodinidae
Source: the annotation of a GenBank genome assembly